Messenger RNA from Perca flavescens (yellow perch), 2885 nucleotides. RefSeq names its product mitogen-activated protein kinase kinase 4b (gene map2k4b). The transcript has 13 exons. Bases 183 to 1451 code for a protein of 422 amino acids. NCBI's taxonomy places the organism in Eukaryota, Metazoa, Chordata, Actinopteri, Perciformes, Percidae. Gene Ontology annotation, molecular function: JUN kinase kinase activity; ATP binding. Gene Ontology annotation, biological process: MAPK cascade; protein phosphorylation. The record is from RefSeq and is a predicted model, not a curated record.
UGUGAAGUCGUGAUAUCUGAAUUUCCGACACGUCUUGAAAGCAGCAGCAGCAGCACAGACGUGGCCGUGGUGCAGCUGCUGCGUUCAAGUGGCGUAGUGUCCCGUGUGGACUCAGCAGAGAGGGCGAACUUUCACUCUGCAUUGCAGCCUGAGCGGCGCUGCUGCCGGAAUCACACACAACAAUGGCGACUCCCAGUCCCGACAGCAGCUUCGGCAGCUACAGCAGCUCCGGCACCGUAGGCUCCACGUCGCACAGUUUCCACCAGCAGCAGCACACACAGAGCAGCAGCAUGCAAGAAACCAACACCUGCUGGAGAUGUCAGAAUGAAACAGGGUUUCAGAUAAGCCUGUCUGGAGUGUCCCAACGUAAACGUAAAGCUCUGAAGCUGAAUUUCGCCAACCCUCCAGUGAAACCAGCCUCCAGGCUCCCGCUCCAUCCACCGCCUCCCUCUUUCCAGAACCCUCACAUAGAGCGACUGCGGACACACAGUAUCGAGUCAUCAGGGAAGCUGAAGAUCUCGCCGGAGCAGCAUUGUGACUUUACGGCGGAAGAUCUGAGAGACCUCGGGGAGAUCGGUCGCGGGGCGUACGGCUCCGUCAACAAGAUGGUCCACAAACCCACGGGCCAGAUCAUGGCUGUCAAGAGGAUUCGCUCCACUGUGGAUGAGAAGGAGCAGAAGCAGCUGUUGAUGGAUCUGGACGUGGUCAUGAGGAGCAGUGACUGUCCCUACAUCGUUCAGUUCUACGGCGCUCUCUUCAGAGAGGGCGACUGCUGGAUCUGUAUGGAACUCAUGGCUACCUCAUUAGACAAAUUCUACAAAUAUGUUUAUUGUGCAUUGGAUGACGUCAUUCCGGAGGAAAUACUAGGCAAAAUAACAUUAGCGACCGUUAAAGCACUGAACCACUUAAAAGAAAACUUGAAAAUAAUUCACAGAGACAUCAAACCUUCCAACAUUCUCAUGGACCGAGCGGGGAACAUCAAGCUGUGUGACUUUGGCAUCAGCGGUCAGCUGGUGGACUCCAUCGCUAAGACCCGGGACGCCGGCUGCCGGCCGUACAUGGCGCCUGAGAGGAUCGACCCCAGCGCGUCCAGACAAGGCUACGAUGUGCGCUCUGAUGUCUGGAGCCUGGGAAUCACUCUGUACGAGCUGGCCACAGGAAGGUUCCCAUACCCAAAGUGGAACAGCGUGUUUGAUCAGCUGACUCAGGUGGUGAAAGGUGAGCCUCCGCAGCUCAGCAGCUCCGAGGAACGCCAGUUCUCCCCGAAGUUCAUCAGCUGUGUCAACCUUUGCCUUACCAAGGAUGAAUCCAAACGGCCAAAGUACAAGGAGCUUCUGAAACAUCCCUUCAUUCUGAUGUAUGAAGAGCGUUUCGUGGAUGUCGCCAGUUACGUAUGUCGCAUCCUGGAUCAGAUCCCCGCCUCGCCCAUCUCGCCUAUGUAUGUGGACUGAUGGAGUUAGGUUGUGUGCGUGUUUGUGUGCGUGUGUAAGUGAGAGUGUGAGUGUUACGUAGUAUCAGCUGUUUAUUCACACGUUCCAAAGAACAAAGGUUGCCCGGUGCAAUGACAUGAAUAUUGUUAAGCAAACCUUAUUUACAGUCAAUUUUAAAAUAUCGUCAGCCAGAAGACAAAUGCAAUGCAUCUUUUUAUGUGCGGAGUAUACAUACAUGCACGUGUAUGUGUGUGUGUGUGUGUAUAUGUACAGUUGAAUCUACCAAAAAAAAUGUAUGAACAAAACUAGCCACCUAAUAGAUUUUGUUGAGGUGUAAGAUGUAUGCUGAUUGGCCGACUGUCUAAACGCGCGCACACGCACGCACACACGCGCAGUUUUGUUGUGUGCACGUUCAUCACAUGGUGAAGUGUUUGUCUCUUGAGAGCUCGUGGAUUCGGUAGCGUGGCAUUACUUCUGUCUGUGUGUCCUGACACGUGACGGGGACAUUUACAUUUCUUACAUCCAAUGUUAGCCACGGCCCAUGUCUCAUCGUUAGGUUUCCGUCGCAGAGCUGAGUGUCUGGCUUUCUAAAGCCAGAAGAUCAUUUAACAAGUCAAAUUGGUAGACAGUAAAAUAAAUCCAUGAGUAUAUCGUAGCAUCUUGAAAAGCAUUAGUGUUGCAUAGAGUGUGGUUUCAGAUGUUUAGCUCUGUUUCUUAAACCGAAUGAGGUGCACAAACUGGGCUGGUUCAAUGCUUCAUUGCCUGAUGUGAAGUUCUUCACUGAUGUAAAUGUGUGUGUGUAUAGUCCAUCUGCUGUGCUGUCCCUGGCAGGCUCUGCUUUGCAGCUGAGGAUCAGAUCUCUUGGUGCACAAUGAGUCCUGCUGCUCCUCAGCAGCCCGCCACAGCACUCUGACCACAGAUAGGCCAAUGGGACAGAGUUAAAAAUCCUGGCAAGGGUUUCCUGUCGACAACCCACAAAUGCUGCUAAAUGACAUAAUGUCCACUUUUGUACCAACCACACCCCUGCCAGGAGAGGACGAGGAUCUGUCCUCACAUGGUCCCAGCAUGUUCCUCCGGGACUCGCCACGUCUCUCUGGCUCGCACUGAUGAUGAUGGAAUGUGUCCCACGCCAAACCAUAUACCAAACUCGGGAUGCAUAUCCAUAGUCUAACAGCCGCUCCCUCACCUGUCUUCCUUCACCAGGCGACACCGCAACUCAGACUACCGAGAUGCAGCCGCAGCCGCUCCCUCCAUCACACAGUUAGCUACUUAACCAAUGUCUGAAUGGUGGUCCUUCCACACUGGGCAAUGUAGAGACUUGUAAUGUCAUAAAUGAAUUUAGUGGUAAGGAUGGCAAUAUUUAUAUUUUAAUAUAACACUGAAUAUUGCCAGCCUUAUCUGUAAACCGCGCAAACUAAUAAUGUAAGUAAAGUUCAUUUCAUGCAACAUAGCCUA